This is a messenger RNA of Dermatophagoides pteronyssinus (European house dust mite), 877 nucleotides long. RefSeq lists its product as uncharacterized. NCBI's taxonomy places the organism in Eukaryota, Metazoa, Arthropoda, Arachnida, Sarcoptiformes, Pyroglyphidae. The record is from RefSeq and is a predicted model, not a curated record.
AGGAUGUCUACAAAUGUCCAAGUUUCACUUGGAUUUAAUUCAUUGUGCCAGACAGACACACACUAUUCUAAUUUGAAAAAAAAUGUUCAGCGGUAUAAAUUUGGCAAAGACUUUGGCAAUCGCUAUUUGGCUGGUGAGUUUUGCAUGUGCAAACCCAGUUUUAGAUCAAACAGAAAAUGUGAUUCAGGAUGUGAAACCUGAAAUUCCAUCCGACAAUGAAUCUGGAUAUCCUCCAUUUAGACCGAUGUUUGGCAUCCCAUUUAUGAGACGCAUGCAUGGCUGUUGUGGCGGUAGACGACUUCCAGCAGUAAUGGAACGUGUUUUAAUUGUCAAACCUGUGCCUAUUCCAAUCCUUCUAAAUUUAUUGAUCCGUAAAGAAGGUGAUUCAGAUGAUAAUGAGCAGACUGAGACUAAAUUACCAAUUGCACCGGAAGCACAAUCGAAACCUGAUUAUUCAACUUCGGAUAUUCCAUUGGCAAAACAAGGAGUACCAGAGCCAGAAACGCAAUCAAAGCCGAUUGAUGAAUCGACUAUUGAGAAUAAUUCGAUCGACCAGCAAAAAGAUCAACCAAAUGAUACAGUUGACCAAACUAAAGAAGAAUCCAAAGUAGAUGGCCAACAAGAAGAAUCCAAAAGUUCUGAAGUUGUAUACUCGGAUGAUAAUAACAACGAUGUUCAGAAUGGCCAGGAAGCAGUAGUUGCUGAUGAUGAGACGAAAGUCGAUGAAUCAUCAUCCAUAGACAAAAAUGAUGAACAAAAUGAAAAUAAAGUCGAAGAAAACAAAACCGAUGAUGAUACAGCUAAUUAUGAGGACAAUGGUGACGACAGCGAUAAAAAUGACGAUGAUGAAAGCAACUUCAAUGAGCCUACGUAUUAG